UUUAAAAUAAGUAAAAUACAGCGAAGAAAUUAUUCAAAAUCGGAUUUUACCAAACCCACAUUUUUUGAACUGAAGUUCGAGUUAAAUCAUGGUUAAUGGAGUUUAAGCAUUUAGCAUAGGAGGUAAAUUUUGAUUAUUGUUUUAAUAAGUAAAUAAUCAUGUUUAUGAUAUAGAAGUGGAAUUGAAUGUCGAGGCAGAAGAAAAUCGGAGUUCCUUGGCCGGAAUUGAACGACGGCCUUUCCUACAACGACGUCGUUCGACCCUCCGAUGCUGGUUUAACACUAAUUGAGUUUUACUCCACCAAGUACAAAAGUUCAGCUCCCUUACAAGGUUGGUUGCAGCGUAUAAAAAGUGACCAGAUAACAGUUGAUGCAAAAGUUGUUACUGAUCCAAACACACUCCUCAGAGCCGGCUCGAAGCUUGUCUAUCAUAGACUUCCGUGGAAGGAGCCCGAUGCGCCUCACACCAUUCAAGUCUUGUAUGAAGAUGAUGACAUUAUUGCUCUAAAUAAGCCUUCUGGCCUGCAAGUUCUGCCUGGAGGUCUGUUUCAGCAAAGAACAGUUUUAACACAACUUCAAUGGGAAACCAACAAUAAAUGUACCUUUGAAGCACACCAAAAGCCUCACCCUGUUCCAGUACAUCGCCUAGGGAGGGGAACUUCAGGAAUUUUAUUAUGUGCAAAGACAAAACUAGCCAGGGUUCAUCUUGCAUCUUAUUUUGCUGAUGGAACAUCUCGCAUAGGAGGAAAAAGAGAUACAAACCAGGAACUUGGGAAGAUUGCAAAGAUAUACCGAGCACUUGUGAGUGGGAUAAUUGAUAAUGAUAAGGUGACAAUUGAUCAGCCAAUUGGAAUGGUAAAAUAUCCUGGAGUUGCUAAAGGGUUAUAUGUUGCUUCUCAAUCAGGAAAACCAGCGCUCAGUGUGGUCGACAUUCUGGAAAGGAAUGUAAAAGAAAAUAGCACAUUGGUCCAGGUUAAGAUUCAAUCUGGACGACCGCAUCAAAUCCGCAUUCAUCUCUCUUUCAUAGGGCAUCCUUUGAUUGGUGAUCCUCUUUAUGCUGUUGGUGGACAGCCAAAAUGCUUGGAUUAUGACUUCCUUGAUGACAGUUUUGCUGAAGACGGAUCUGGUCAAAAUUGUUUCAUUGCUGCUUAUUGUAUAGGGGUUAUCCAAGACCGCCGAAACCAGUUCCUGGAGAUUGUGGAUAUUAUUUGCAUGCACAUGAAUUGUUGCUCACACAUCCAAUAACUAAUGAGAUAAUUGAAAUCAUUGCACCCCUUCCUUCCAUCCUCCAAACACAUGAAGAGGCUAAAGAAAUUGCUAUUGCUCAGUAGACAAACUGCUUAGGUUGUUGAAGAUGAGAGAGAGAGAUGUAUUCAAUUUAAGAUGCUACCCUAAGUUUUGCAAACGUCUCGUUACAAUAGCAAAAAUUAGUAGAAAUGUGAGCGAACAUUGCCUCAAGUUUGACAACGGGCAAAAGUGAUUGAUUAACCUAUUUUGUAUUCUCUUUUUUGUACUCAAAUCUUCACUUAUUUGAAUGAUUAGAAGUAUGAAAAUAUAAAUACACACCUGUGAUAAAUGAUA
Cicer arietinum (chickpea) is the source of this 1580-nucleotide messenger RNA. The record is from RefSeq and is a predicted model, not a curated record. Lineage: Eukaryota; Viridiplantae; Streptophyta; Magnoliopsida; Fabales; Fabaceae.